Messenger RNA from Zophobas morio, 1383 nucleotides. Its product is annotated as sialin-like. The record is from RefSeq and is a predicted model, not a curated record. Gene Ontology annotation, molecular function: transmembrane transporter activity. Gene Ontology annotation, cellular component: membrane. Gene Ontology annotation, biological process: monoatomic anion transport; transmembrane transport. NCBI's taxonomy places the organism in Eukaryota, Metazoa, Arthropoda, Insecta, Coleoptera, Tenebrionidae. The transcript is spliced from 4 exons. Bases 52 to 1383 code for a protein of 443 amino acids.
CGGACAGAAACAUAUAAACCUGCUAAAAACAACAGUCUAUGAAAAACCGCAAUGUCGCAACUUUCAGAAUUCCUAACUUGCAAACGAAUUUUGGUCGUCCUCUUCUUCUUGGGUUUUAUGUUACAUCAUAUGUUAAGAAUUAACAUGUCAAUGGCUGUAAUCGACAUGAUCAGUAACAGGUCUAAUAUGACAGAAGUACAACGCUUUGACUGGAGCGAAGAACAGAAAAAUGAUAUUUUGGGAUGUUUCUGUUGGGGUUAUACCGUAACAUCACUUGUAUCAGGCCAUUUAUCCGAAGUAUAUGGUACUCGUAUUAUCUUAGGUUCUGGAGUAGUUUUGGCUACAAUUUGUACCCUUCUCACACCUCUUGUAGCGUCACAUCUGAGUUAUAUUUGUUUGAUAUUACUAAGAGUAGGUGUAGGAUUUGGAUUAGGAAUGCAAUGGUCGUCAGUAAUGCCCAUAGCUACGAAAUGGAUACCACCAACUGAUAUCUCAAAAUUUUUAUCAACAAUUUUGGGAAGUCAACUAGGUGCAGCAAUAACUUUCAUUGUUUGUGGAUAUCUGAUUAAAGCAUUUGGAUGGCCUAGUGUCUUUUACGUUACAGGAGCCUUUAGCGCAAUAUGGUGUCUAGCAUGGUUUUAUUGUGUUUAUGAUUCACCAAUACAACACCCAAGAAUCAGCGAAGAUGAACAAAAACGUUUGCUGCGAAAAGUAAAAUAUCAGGCAAACUCGGUUUCAGCGAAAAAACCUUGGGCGAAAAUUAUGACUUCGCGACCAGUUUGGGCUAUCAUUAUAGCAAUGACUUGUAUAAAUUUCAAUACACACAGUGUUGCAAAUUAUAUGCCUUUGUAUAUGAACCAGGUACUUAAUUUUAAUAUCAGUGCUAAUGGAUUACUAUCCAGUUUACCCUACUUUGCAACAUACUUUACCGCAGUUUUGUCAAGCUUUCUAGCAGAUAAAUGGAACAAAAGUGGUUAUGUCUCUCUUCUUGUCGUACGACAAAUCUUCACCGUAGGAGCUCUGUGGAUAGCUGCUUUUUCUCUAACAGUGGAGUCGGUUUGGGGUUACAAUUACGUUGUUUCUGUGGUAUUUUUCACUCUUUGGCAAAGCAGUGCAGGCUAUCACAGUGGUGGUUCUAUUCCUAAUGCGGUGGAUAUAUCACCGAAUUAUUCUGCCCUCCUUGUCACAAAUGAGGAAAAUUUUCAAGAGUGGAGAAUUUUUUUCUGGAUUAUAAGUGCAGCAAAUGUGGUGGCAGCGGUGGUUUACCACAUUUUUGCAUCUGCCGAAGUGCAAGAAUGGAACAAUACAUCCGUUCGUAAUGAGGUGGAACAAGAAUAUGCCGAUGCGACAGAACUGUAUGCAGUUAAUGCAAAACCAAAUUAA